CCGCCAUUAGAGAGUAGAGAGUGGAGAGCUGCUGCUCUAGUAAUAAAGAAAGAAACUCGCUUCCAGAUAUGCCCCUCCAACCCUAGAAGAACCCAACCCACACUGACCCAGAUCUUCCAUUUCUACUCAGGGGCCGCAGAGGAGCGGAAUCGGAAUCGGAAUCGGAAUCGGACUAUUAGACUUCCGGCGUGCACCCAUUGAAUUCAGAAUUUGGGGAUGGAGGAGACUACCAGACAAAUAUGUUUCCCUAUUGAUACUCAAUCUCCUGAUAUCAAGCUUGCUACUCUCCUGCUUGCUACCAUUCAGGAAGCUAAAGACAGAAUUAAGGAAACCAAAGACCGGGUUUACCAGAUCGAAUAUGUCUUCCUUGCUCAGCUAUACCCCUUAUUACAGUCCAAGUCCGAAACUCUCCAGAAAUUUCAAGAUGAGUGGAAAUCAAAGGAAGCUAGUCUCUUGCUUCUAAUUGAAACACUUCGAGCUGAAAACGAACUAACCAGUGAGGAGAACCGCUCGCUCAAGCUUGGCAGGGAAAAGAUGUUCAGAGAAAAGGAAGGCAUUAUAAACCAACUGCGAGAUGAAGUGACCGGCCUACAACUAAGGAGUGAUGAGCUGGGACAAACGCUUGACCACAAGUCUAAGGAAGCCGACGAGGGAAUGGAAUUGCGGAGUAAGUUGCUCCAAGAGGUUGAAUUGAAAGACAGUGUCAUUGUGAGUAAGGAAAAGCAACUGAAAGAGAGUGAAGAAAGUAGAAAUGUGCUUUAUGCGAAAGUGAGUGAUCUUGAAAAAAGAGCUGAUGAGGUCAAACAAAAUCUGUUCAAGAAGAUUGAGUUACAAGCUUCUGAGAUCGUGAACAAUGAAAAGCUUUUGAAGUAUCGGGAAGAAGAGAAAAAACUAAUGUUGGCCAAAUUGAAAAAUGUGGAAGAAAAUGUUAGCCAACUCCAGAAGGAGCUCCUAACAAAGAAUGAAGAAGUGGAAGAUUGUGCAAGAGAGAAAAAACUUCUUCUGAGAAAAAUGACUGGUUUAGAGGAGAAAGUUACUGAGCUACAAGGGGAUCUCAGAGGCAGGGCCGGUGAAGCGGCCAAAAGAAGGGGUUCGACUGAAAAUUUACACCAGCAGGUUGAAUCAAUAACCACAGAUUUACUGACCGAGAGGAAGAAAUAUGGGGAACUUACAGCUGCUUACAAAAGUCUAAAAUCUCAGCACAUAUAUCUCCGCAGCAAAUAUGGUCUUACCCAGGAGAAUAUGCUCCCCCAUAAUAAACUGGAAGACGAAAGUGAUUUAUUAAGAAAUGAUCAGAAUCCAUCAACUUUCCAUGAUCUUGAAGAUAAAAAUCAACAUGCUUCUCCAGCUGCUUGUAACAUAAAGAAAAUGAAGAAUGAAAUCAGUUUUAACAAUAACUUGAAUGAGGGCAAAGUACAAAAACCAAUUCAAGCAACAAGUCCUUUCUCUUCUACUUCUGUUUCACCCAAAUGUCCUUCCACUGUAAAAUCUGCUCCAGUAGCUGGUAGAAAGCGGUCUGCAUCGUCCUGGAUAGACACGAGAUCCCGCCAAGGCCAAAAUGGGACUGACCCACACGAUGAUUUUCUUGACACCCCGAUUGAGAACGUAAGAGCAAACUUGCAUAGAUCAACAAAGGAAAAAGUUACUGAUCUUCCAGUUCCAGUUCAAAAUGACUCAAAUUUAGGUAGCUCUGAUGAUGAAACACAGGAUGUGACUGCUGAUCAUCCUCGGCUACCAAAGCAGCAUAUGCCAGUUACAGUGGCUGGCAAAAAUGGUUUCAAGUAUGUGGAACCUGUAAGAAAGAGGGCUGAGCGGGAAAAUUUGAAAGGAGUUGAAUGCAAACAGUGCAAAAAGUUUUAUGAUGCUGUUCUUCCAGAUGAUGGUGGCAAGGACAAUGAUAAUAAUAAGCAUGAUUUCCGCUGUGAGCAUCAUGAAGGUGUUUCUCGACACAGAGGUGACGUAGCAAGUCACAUCGGUGACGUUCGCGAGCCUAUCCAGUCAUUAUUCAGACUAAAGUCCAUGAGAGUAUCUCAGUGAAGUCAGACUAAUCUCCAACCACAACAAGCGCACGAACCCGAGACCCCUCAAACAUAUUGGCUACAAACUGGUAGGAGUUUGGACUCAAACGCUAAAAAUGAAGAUUUCAUGCUAAGCCACUCAACUAACCUUAUCACACAUUGUGAUUAAUGGACUCCCAUUUGGACAUUGUUAAAAAAAUAAAUGUUCAAAAAGGACUUCCAUUUUGGUGUAAGAGAUUAGAAAACCCAAAGAGAAGGUAAGUAGAGUAAUGCUCUUCAUAAUUGAUAAAAUUAUCAUGAGAUAAUACAAUAUACAACCUCCACAAAUAAAGUAGGCGAAUAUGUUUACUCACUCACUCAAUCACUCGGUAUGCUAUAAUUUCACGUGCAUGCAUCUGAUCUGCCGUAUCUGUCUUUCAACUCACGACAGAAAUUUACAGAAGCAUAGAUUUAAAUUUUGAUUCACUGUCACAAAUAA
Messenger RNA from Rosa chinensis, 2496 nucleotides. Its product is annotated as protein gamma response 1. Lineage: Eukaryota; Viridiplantae; Streptophyta; Magnoliopsida; Rosales; Rosaceae. Gene Ontology annotation, biological process: DNA double-strand break processing involved in repair via single-strand annealing; double-strand break repair via homologous recombination. Gene Ontology annotation, molecular function: double-strand/single-strand DNA junction binding; damaged DNA binding; single-stranded DNA binding. The record is from RefSeq and is a predicted model, not a curated record. The coding region runs from base 217 to 2037 and encodes 606 amino acids. The transcript has 5 exons. Gene Ontology annotation, cellular component: site of double-strand break.